Messenger RNA from Phyllopteryx taeniolatus (common seadragon), 4248 nucleotides. RefSeq names its product solute carrier family 7 member 2 (gene slc7a2). The transcript has 12 exons. The record is from RefSeq and is a predicted model, not a curated record. Lineage: Eukaryota; Metazoa; Chordata; Actinopteri; Syngnathiformes; Syngnathidae. The coding region runs from base 1287 to 3287 and encodes 666 amino acids. Gene Ontology annotation, molecular function: amino acid transmembrane transporter activity. Gene Ontology annotation, biological process: amino acid transport; transmembrane transport. Gene Ontology annotation, cellular component: plasma membrane.
AACAAAUGAACAAAGGCCGAAAACACUUUUGCACUUCAGAAAACAAAAAAACAAAAAACAAAACACUUUUACAUUUCAGAAAACACAUUAACAAAAGCGGAAACACUUUCACAAAAGACGACACUAAUUACAAUUGAGACAACGCGGAAAGGGAAUGUCCCAUUUCACAGACAUUCUUAGAAAUCCCACGGCCUUUCUCGACAAAAGAAAAUGUGUUGAUAAAUGUGCGUGUGUUUGUGCACGUGUGCAUGUGCGUAUGUGUGUUUGUGUGUGUAGGUGUGUGUGCGUGUGUGUGUGUGUGUGUGUAAAAGACAUUAACAUCAGUAUGCAUGUCACAGGUCACAGGUCCCUGCAGCAAAGGAGUGGUGUGAUUUAGGUGUGAGAGGAUGGACAAACUCAGAGAGAGCAGAUUGUCAUUUGGUCUUUGGUCUCUAGCUUGGAUGGUGUCUCUGGAGGCCAGCUGCCACCUUGCCACUGAGGUUCUAAGCUGGUUUGAGCUGGGUUUUCUUUUUGGGCAGUAGUAUUCCCUGCUAACCUCAAUUGCUGGAUAUCAAUUGUAUCAGAUGAGGGGUGGAGUGGCGGGGGAUUAACAUGUCCCCUCCUCUCAAGAGUUGUGAUGUACAUCUGAAGUUGCCAAGAUUUGUUUCCCCUGAUAUGACCCUGGUGAGCUAGAAUAUCGAUUCAAAACCAUGGGUCCAAUAGCUCAGAAAACAUUGAGCAAUACCUGUCAUCCAUUAGGAGAGGUAAUCCCCCCCCCACACACACACUUACUGUUGCUCGUGCAUCCGUCAGUGACCAAUCAGCAACUAUGCUUUUACCAGCACUCCUCUCGCCUGCAGUGGGUAAACAUAUGUGUUUGCCACAUUGUUUGUCAAUGCCAGUUGCUUAACCAUUUAUCAGUGCUUGCUGAGCAUCUACACCUGGGCAGUUGGCCUGUUUUGGCCUCAGUGGGUUUUAAACACCAUUUUAUCCACUAUAACAGCUCUGUCUUUUCCCUCUGCUGUAUAAUGCCAGAUUUUAACAACUUUUGUUGCAUUUAUGCCAAAUGUCAAGCAAGAAAUUGAGGAAAGGGGACAUCUCUCCCCAGGGGCAAGGCUGGGCAGAUACUAUGAAGGAGUACUGAGGACAGAGGGGAGGAGUAAAAAUCCUGCUCAGCACUUUGCAGUUAGGGAGGUGAAUUAGUGCGGAACCCACUGUUCAGUCAGAACUUUAGGCUGCAGCUCAAGGGAUCACCAGCUUGACUUUUUUUGGACCAGCAAAAGUUCCAUGCAGAAACAUCCUGAUACAUGUUGGUUUUUUUUCAUCAGAAUUUUGGGCUAUUCUCACUGAAUCAUACAGGUGGCAACAUGUUAGAACAGGUUCUGUCAUUUGGCCGUUCCCUGGUGCGCCGCAAGUUGGUUGACCUUAACAGUUUGGAGGACUCCAAGCUCUGUCGUUGCCUGGGAACUGUGGACCUGAUCGCCCUGGGAGUGGGCAGCACUCUGGGUGCAGGUGUCUAUGUCCUGGCCGGAGAAGUAGCCAAGGGAGACUCUGGACCCAGCAUAGUCAUCUCCUUCCUCAUUGCUGCCCUGGCCUCCGUCAUGGCUGGCCUUUGUUAUGCUGAGUUUGGAGCUCGCGUCCCAAAGACCGGUUCUGCUUACCUUUACAGUUAUGUGACUGUAGGGGAGAUCUGGGCCUUUAUCACGGGUUGGAACCUGAUCCUCUCCUAUGUGAUUGGUACCUCCUCAGUAGCUCGAGCCUGGAGCGGAACAUUUGAUGAAAUGACAGGAGGACAUAUUGAAAUAUUUUGUAAAACUUACUUCAGCAUGAACUCUCCCGGUCUGGCUCAGUACCCUGACUUCUUUGCAGUCUGUCUGAUUCUGCUGCUGUCUGGACUCCUGUCAUUUGGGGUGAAGGAGUCAGCCUGGGUCAAUAAAGUCUUCACCUCUGUCAAUGUGCUCGUACUCCUCUUCGUCAUCAUCUCUGGCUUUGUCAAAGGAGACACAAACAACUGGAAGAUAACAGAAGAAUCUUUAGUAAAUGUCACGAUAGUUGCCAGGAACUUAUCAGUCAUGGGCAACGUGAGCAGUGAUUAUGGAGCUGGAGGAUUCAUGCCAUACGGUUUCAGUGGGACAUUAGCAGGAGCCGCCACCUGCUUCUAUGCUUUUGUCGGCUUUGACUGCAUAGCAACUACAGGUGAGGAGGUGAAGAACCCUCAGAGAGCCAUUCCCAUCGGUAUUGUGAUAUCACUUACUGUGUGUUUCCUGGCGUACUUUGGUGUUUCGGCCGCACUCACACUCAUGAUGCCUUACUACCUGUUGGAUGAGAAAAGCCCUCUGCCCAUGGCUUUUGAAUAUGUGGGAUGGAGCCCUGCCAAAUAUGUGGUCGCUGUAGGUUCGCUAUGUGCCCUGUCUACCAGUCUGCUGGGCUCCAUUUUCCCUAUGCCUCGUGUAAUCUAUGCUAUGGCAGCGGAUGGGGUGCUUUUCAAAGCCUUAGCCCGAAUCAAUCCUAAGACGAAGACCCCCCUUAUUGCCACUAUGAGCUCCGGUGUCGUAGCAGCCAUCAUGGCUUUCCUGUUUGACCUCAAAGCGCUGGUCGACAUGAUGUCUAUUGGAACUCUGCUGGCCUACUCACUGGUUGCUGUGUGUGUACUGAUUCUCAGGUACCAGCCAGAUGGAGCUUUGGAGGGGAAAAGGGGUGGUGGCUGUAAAAGGGACUAUCUGUCCUCUGAGGAGUGCGAGUCUGAACUGACCGAAUCUGAGUCCCACCUCAACACCCUAAAAGCAGAAGGCUCAGUUCUGCUUGCAGUCCUGCACCCACCUGCCUCUCCCUCUGAGCAUUCAUCUAGCGUAGUCAACAUUUCCAUUUGUGUGCUAGUGCUGCUGACAUGUGUGAUCAGCUAUCUGACCACUUACCACAUCGACUCCAUCAUUGAUAUAGAAGUGUGGAUCCUGGCAUCACUGUCUGUGUGUCUCCUUGUCUUUGGUGGCUGCGUCGUAAUGAUCUGCAGACAGCCUCAGACCACUCAGAAGGUUUCCUUCAUGGUCCCCCUUUUGCCAUUUCUGCCUAUCCUCAGCAUAUUUGUUAAUAUUUACCUCAUGGUUCAACUGAGUGGAGACACCUGGAUACGUUUUUCAGUGUGGAUGGCGCUAGGCUUCUUGAUCUACUUCAGUUACGGCAUGUGGCACAGUGUGGAGCGCCGGCGCCUUCUCCAGGGCAACAGCAGCAGUGCCAAGCAGGCUGGCUCGGCAGCAGUAGAGAAGGAACAGGAGCAGUUCAUCUGCCCAGAGAAGACCAGUCAGUUUUAAGGUUACUCAAUUUUACUGCUAAUAGACUGUGAGGUGAACGCAGGCCCAACACACAUGUAACUACUGUAAGCCUUGAGUAACUUGUAGAAACAGCUUCGCCAACGUGGUCCUCGCUACAUUCAGUCUGUGAAAGCCAUGUCAGUAUUUUGUGUGAUGAGGAGCUCCUCUAUUCUGAUCUCUUUCACUGUGAUGGACCACACACACUGCAAGGAGACAUUGUGUUUAGAGCACAAUGGAAAGGACAGGUAACACACUGGAGAGUGACUUUCCCGCAGACUAAAGCAGUCAGAGGAAGACUGAGAUUUUUUUUUUACUAUGGACGUUACGUUAGAGAUUUAGCGUAUCAUUAUAAGCAGAUUGACUUUUUAAACUUUUUUUAAAAUUCCUGUCUUCAUUUAAUGGUGUAUUUUAUUUUUAGGCUUUUGAUACAACAAUUAGGUACACCUGCACAAACUAAAGCAGUACCACUGUGAACUAAAACCACCAAAACACAUUAAAGCAAUAUCUCUCUGGCAAUGACCAUCCAAACUGAACAUUUGUAUCUCUGCAAAUUCAGAUUUAUUGAUACAGCUCUUGCAAUACAUAUCAUUACAGUAUUCAGGUGUACCUAAUGUGGUGACUGGUGAGCGUGGUUUGGUGUGAUUUGCAGUCUUAUUUUAGAAGGCCUUUGUUUGUUGCUUUGAUUCUUGAAAUACCAGAAGAGGCACAAGGUGCCUGUUAGUGCCUUGUGACGAUAAAUAGUCCUUGUAUUCUCAGCUGCUGUCACAAAGGGUCUUAUUUAGCUGCCUUUCUGAAGAAUAUGUAUAAUGUUUCAAUUGUUACAGUCCGAAUAAAUGAUGUUAUUUGACAACAAAUUAUUACAGUAUGUAUGUGUGUUCAAUUUGUUAUCACACUAUGACAAACUGGGCUUUAAUACUGUACACUACUAAUGCAGAAUAAAUUAAAUAUUAUGUUUCCCAAA